Messenger RNA from Aspergillus pseudotamarii, 942 nucleotides. RefSeq lists its product as uncharacterized. The transcript is spliced from 2 exons. Bases 1 to 942 code for a protein of 313 amino acids. NCBI's taxonomy places the organism in Eukaryota, Fungi, Ascomycota, Eurotiomycetes, Eurotiales, Aspergillaceae. The record is from RefSeq and is a predicted model, not a curated record.
AUGGCGGCAUCUUCCUCACCACGGUCUAUGACCACAGGCAUCCUGGUUGAGUAUUACCUGCUCACAGCUAUCGCCCUCAUCCUCGUCAUCGCACGAGUAUGGAUGCGAAUGGCUAUCACAGGUCGCAACUGGGGAUGGGACGACUAUACGAUUGUGAUUGCUUGGCUAUGCUCUGUCGUCGGCCUUGUCCUAAUCCAACUCGCCGCAAACCUGGGCUCAAAUCCCCUGCAUCCCACCCCAUCCGACCCUGGUAGGCUACGAAAUAUCAGAUACAACACAUUCUUCGAGAUGGCGAGUAUUGUUUGUACGCUCGUCACGAAGUUUUCUAUCUGCUGUUACAUCCUUCGUAUUCGAGAUGAUCGGCAAAUCCGCUGGGCGCUGGUUAUCCUGAUGAUUCCUAUGACCUUGAUCACUAUCGCAAUCAUCAUUGUCUUGUCGAUGUCCUGCACGCCACUUUGGAGCGAUAGUAUUCCCCCCGUAUGCGUGCCGGUUACCGGCAUGUAUACCGCCGCCUACGCGCAAUCCGCGUUGACCAUUGUGGUCGAUCUCUGCUUGACCUCAGCGCCGGCUAUUAUUCUCUGGGGAAUCCGAAUCCAGCGGGGGAGGAAGGUCUUCAUUUGUGGCCUCAUGAGCCUGGGCCUCAUCGCCACCAUCUCCAACGCGCUGCGCUCCUAUUGGCAGCAUUACCAGAGUAGUCGAGGCCUGUCCUUUAAUAUGACGUGGCUCACGGUGUUUUGCAUUGUGGAGCAAUCUGCUGGGAUCAUUGCCGCCUGCAUUCCGGCCUGUGUUCCGAUCUUCAAGAGGAGGACAGUCUCGGAUGACCGCCGCAAUGGACUGCUGAGAGACAGGCAGAAUUACUACGACCUCUCGAAUCAGUAUAGUGGCCAGAAAAAGUCUUCGACUCAGGUGUCUUCCAUGACGACAGCGGCUGGGGAAGAGUAG